AUGGAGCAAGCCCAUUGUCGAUCUUCGUUCUCUCCUAUUUCAGAGGCUUUCGACAUAAUGCAAGAUGAUGCCACAAAGCGUACAUCCAAGCAGAAAAAGUCCAUACAGCAACGGCAAUACAGAGACAAGGAGGUUGACAGCUUUGCCGAGCUUCGCGAAGCCAUUCGCGAAGUGACAGAUGAUCAAGAAACCCCCGGGACGAGACACGAGACACUAUCGAAAGCUGCACAAUACAUUAGGCAGCUUAGCUGGAUGAAUCUGAGGUUGCAUCAGCACCUGAGCAUCCUGAAAUUGUCUCAAAUGAAUGACGAAAGCUGCGUGACGAUACCCACGCAAUUACCUACUAUGCCAUUGCACUGGAGCAGUGAUAUCGAUCUGGCUGUCAUGCACCGAACGACAGACAUCAUACCACAAAGCACACUGCACGACUUUUCCAUCGGCGUGAGCUCUGGGGUGUGUGGUGACGCCACCGUGCCGGAGGGUGCGCAGGACCAGACGAACACCAUUCCACGACGUAGUGACAGCUUGAGACAGAUCAACCACUAUACGUCCUCUAGACACCCCUUGAACCAGUCUCACAUCUCCUAUGACAUAUAUUCAUACUAG
Molecule: messenger RNA, 606 nt
Organism: Suillus paluster
Lineage: Eukaryota; Fungi; Basidiomycota; Agaricomycetes; Boletales; Suillaceae
Exons: 3
Coding region: 1-606 (201 amino acids)
Molecular function (GO): protein dimerization activity
Source: RefSeq, a predicted model, not a curated record